Molecule: messenger RNA, 474 nt
Organism: Striga hermonthica
Lineage: Eukaryota; Viridiplantae; Streptophyta; Magnoliopsida; Lamiales; Orobanchaceae
Source: the annotation of a GenBank genome assembly
AUGAUGCAAAGCUUGCUCUGGCGCAAUCUAUGGCCCUCUUCUAUUUUCAACGCCGAUGUUGGGCGAAGAUGGUAUGGGCUUAUACUGAUGGUGAUUGAGCACUCGUCACGAGAGAAGCGGGCCUAUGACAUAUUAUCCUGGUUGUUGAAGGAGCGAAUAAUCUGCAUCAAUAGCCCCAUCUCCGACGAUAUCGCUCAUAUCGUUGUUGCGCAGCUCCUCUUUCUCGAGUCGGAGAACUCCUCCAAACCUAUCCAUAUGUUCCUCAAUUCGCCAGGGGGCGCCAUCACUGCUGGCCCGCUUGAAGUGCCGGUAAUCUUCGAGGUAAUGUGCAGCCUGGUAGAGACCGAACAGCUCCCGGUCAGUCCCUGGCUGAUCCUGGUUGGUCCCGGACAACGCUCGGUCGAUCACGAAUCGCACCCGGUUUAUCCCGAACACGUCCUGAUGACUCCGCUUCAAGCUGAAAACGGAAAUUAA